Paramecium sonneborni is the source of this 1594-nucleotide messenger RNA. Lineage: Eukaryota; Ciliophora; Oligohymenophorea; Peniculida; Parameciidae. The record is from the annotation of a GenBank genome assembly.
AAAUUUUAUUUUUAAGUGGUGUGAGAUGGAUUAAAAUCAUCUAAAAUUAAACUUUAGUUAGUUCAUAGUAGAGAAACAAAAUUCUUACACUGAUGAUUAUAAAUUAGGAGUAAUUUAACAUAUAAAAAGUAGGGAGUAUUGGGUGUUGGAGCAUUUUCAUAAGUUAGAAAAGUUACACAUCGUAAAACAAGAGCAAUUAGAGCAAUGAAAGUAUGAUAAGAAAUAAAAGUGUAUAAAGGUUAUAAGCAAAUCGAGAUUAUCAACAGCAGAAUUAUAAUAAAAGUUUAUAAACGAAAUCAAUGUUUAUAAGUAAUUAGAUCAUCCACAUAUUUUAAAACUAUAUGAAUUUUAUUAAGAUGAGAAAAACUAUUACAUAAUCAUUGAAUUAUGUACAGGGUAUGUGAUCCCAAAUGAUUUAGUGGCGAAUUGUUUGACAAGAUAAUAGAGAAAGGAAGUUUUUCAGAGAAGGAAGCAAGUUACAUUAUGAAAUAAAUAAUGUCAGCUAUACUUUAUGCUCAUAAUUAGAAUAUAGUUCAUAGAGAUUUGAAACCAGAAAAUGUGUUAUUAGAUAUUACAAGCUAAGGAAAUUAUAAUGUUAAAGUAGUUGAUUGGGGAACAGCAAAAAUCUUUUCACCAAAUUAAUAAAUAAAUGAAAAAUUUGGGACUCUUUAUUAUAUGGCUCCAGAAGUAUUAAAACGUAAUUACAAUGAAAAAUGUGAUAUAUGGUCUUGUGGAGUAAUAUUAUAUAUACUUUUAUGUGGAGUACCUCCAUUUAAUGGUAGAACAGAUGCAGAGAUUUAGAAGAGUAUUUUGAAUGGGAAAUAUUUAUUAGAAGUAGAAUAUAUAUUUUAUUUGGAUAGGGAGAAGUUUGGGAAACAGUUAGUCCACAUGCAAAAGAUUUAGUAAUAAAAAUGCUUUAAUAUGAUGUGUAAAAGAGAAUAAAUGCAAAAUAAGUAUUGGAACAUUCUUGGUUUUAAUAAUAACAUUAAGAAAAGGUUGAUAAACAAGUUGUUUAAGGAAGAUUAAAGAAUUUAAUGAAUUUUAGAGCAGAAUAAAAGUUAUAAUAGGCAACUUUAAUGUUUAUUGGGACAACAAUGAUUUCUAAAGAAGAAAAAAAUCAAUUAGUAGUUAUAUAACUAUUAAAAAGAUGUAAGCUUUUAAAGAGAUGGAUUAAAAUGGAGAUGGAAUUUUGACGAAAGAGGAGAUAUUAGAAACUUAUAAAAAAUAUAUGGAUGAUGAAACAGCAUUAUAAGAGGUAUAGAAAAUAAUGGGAUUGGUUGAUAUGGAUGGAUCAGGUACAAUAGAUUACACUGAAUUCAUAAUUGCAUCUAUGGAUAGAAAAAAAGCAGUAUAAUUGGAAAAAUUAAAAGAAGUAAUUUAUAUAUAUAUAUUAUUAUGUUAGGCAUUUUAAAUAUUUGAUAAAGAUGGAAAUGGAUUCAUUUCAGAACUCGAAAUAAAAGAAGUCUUAGGACCAUCAUUAACUGGAAUUGAUGAAAAAUAUUGGUUGGAUAUGAUUAAAGAAAUUGAUAGGAAUGGUGAUGGGUAAAUAAGUUUCGAAGAAUUUUGUGAGAUGAUGAUGAAAAUCAAAUAAUGA